AUGAACUCGCUAUACAACCAUGGUGUCAAACAAACACAACUUCUAUCUCGCGAUCUAGCCGCCUUUGAGAAGAAUGUCACAACUGCCCCCCUUUCACUUCAAGGACAGGUAUCUACGUCAUUAGCGGCACUUUCUAAAACCAUUAAAGAAUACGGUGAUCUCAUAAAACAAAACAAAGCCUUUGUGGAGGAGAAGCAUCCAAUCAGGUUGCAAAAGUUUGAAGCCGAUUAUGCUCAAUUUCUCGCGAAGUUCAAUUCGUUGAGACAACUUCGUGAAGCUCAGGCACAUUCCGAAGCAAGACUGGAGUUAAUAGGACGCAGAAAUGUUAACUCCGAAAAUCCAUACCAUCAGGAUUCUCUGGGAUAUGCUGCUAAUCAACAGCAAUUGUCUUACCUGGAAGGUCUUUACAAGGAGAAGACUUCCAUCCAGAGAGGUGCCAAUCAACUAGAUCAGAUAUUAGAGAUGGGCCAGAACGCAUUAGAUGAUCUAGUUGAUCAAAAUGAUACAUUGAGAAGAAUCGGAAUGACUUUCGAGCAGAGUUUAGUCACCUUGGGAGUGAGUAGAGGUACAAUCAAACGUGUUGAGCGGAGAGCUAGAGAAGAUAAAUGGAUUUUCAUUGGAUUGGCAAUAAUCUUUUUCGUCAUGUGCUACUACAUUAUUAAAUGGUUCAGAUGA
Australozyma saopauloensis is the source of this 675-nucleotide messenger RNA. RefSeq lists its product as uncharacterized. The transcript has a single exon. The coding region runs from base 1 to 675 and encodes 224 amino acids. Gene Ontology annotation, biological process: endoplasmic reticulum to Golgi vesicle-mediated transport; vesicle fusion. Lineage: Eukaryota; Fungi; Ascomycota; Pichiomycetes; Serinales; Metschnikowiaceae. Gene Ontology annotation, molecular function: SNARE binding; SNAP receptor activity. The record is from RefSeq and is a predicted model, not a curated record. Gene Ontology annotation, cellular component: late endosome membrane; endoplasmic reticulum membrane; Golgi apparatus.